Messenger RNA from Necator americanus (New World hookworm), 1251 nucleotides. RefSeq lists its product as uncharacterized. The transcript has 11 exons. The coding region runs from base 1 to 1251 and encodes 416 amino acids. Gene Ontology annotation, biological process: protein phosphorylation; intracellular signal transduction. The record is from RefSeq and is a predicted model, not a curated record. Gene Ontology annotation, cellular component: cytoplasm. NCBI's taxonomy places the organism in Eukaryota, Metazoa, Nematoda, Chromadorea, Rhabditida, Ancylostomatidae. Gene Ontology annotation, molecular function: protein serine/threonine kinase activity; ATP binding.
AUGUAUGAGGUAAUUGACGUGGCACAGAAACCCCAAGAAAACGUGGAGUUCGGGAUUUUCAAACGUGCUAAGGUGGUACUCUCAAUGAGAGGAACCCAACAGCAUACAAUAACAUUAGGAGGCCAAGGAGAUCCACCAUACGCGCAGGGUGAGCUGCAUCAGGCAGGACGAGUUCCUCUAGUGCUUGUGCAACCUCAGAUACGUGCUCAAGAAGAAACGUCAACUACCCCGCACAGACAAGCGAAGACCAAUGAACUUAGGCAUAACCGCUACUGUAGGACGGAUAGAGGAGACGAGAAUUCAGACUCAACUCGACUUUGUAAUGCACCGUCAAAGAAAUACAUUUCUGGGAAUUGGACGAACAAGACAAGAGACGAGAUUUUAUGCGAACUUUUUCUCGAAAAGAACAUUGACCUACGGAACUCCCGCAAACUCGGCUGUGGACGGUAUAGCAAAGUAAUAACUGGCCAAUUCGUUUCUAGCGGGGAUCCGGUUGCCAUCAAAAUGAUAAACACGCAGAAAGUGACCGAGGAAUUCCGCAGCAAGUUUUUACCGCGUGAAAUCGAAUGCUGGAAACGACUGAAUCAUCCUCAUCUCGUGCGUAUUCUCGGCCACUACGAAGCAAUGCAGCAUGUGUUUCUUACAAUGGAAUUCGCUCGAGGAGGAGAUAUGCUACAACACGUGCAGAAAAAAGGACCGGUCAAGGAACAUCAAGCAAUGAUCUGGAUGUCUCAAGUGAUUUCGGCCGUUUACUACAUGCACACACGUGGAAUUGUUCACCGUGAUCUCAAACUAGAGAACAUAGUCAUCUUUCCUGACGAAGGAAUUAUCAAAAUCAGUGAUUUCGGAUUUGCACGAAGUGUUAUCAGAGGUGAUGCGUUGUCGGAAACAUACUGUGGGUCUAAAUCAUAUUCUGCACCAGAAAUCCUCAAAGGGGAACCGUACGAUCCCUAUAAGUCAGACGUUUGGUCAGUGGGUGUAAUUGCUUUUGUGAUUGUAACUGACUGUAUGCCGUACUGUGAGAAGCGUCCCAAUCCACAAAUUGUAGAAGCCCAGCGGUUGCGAGCCUACGAAUAUCCUCCGAAGCUGCAUCUUUCUGCUGAGUGUCGUUUUUCAAUAGACACAAUGAUGACGUUCUCAUGGCGAGACCGACCUAAUAUAUCUCACUGUGGAUGCCUACCGUGGUUUCAGCCACUUGCUGUCCAACAUAACACUGCCCAUAUGCUGAAGCCCUUUUAUCGGUUGAAGUAG